This is a messenger RNA of Anopheles bellator, 2415 nucleotides long. Its product is annotated as protein stoned-A. Bases 1 to 2415 code for a protein of 804 amino acids. The transcript has 3 exons. The record is from RefSeq and is a predicted model, not a curated record. NCBI's taxonomy places the organism in Eukaryota, Metazoa, Arthropoda, Insecta, Diptera, Culicidae.
AUGCUUAAGCUACCCAAAGGACUGAAGAAGAAAAAGAAAGGCAAAAAGUCGAAGAAAGACCAAGAGCUAUUCACCGAGGAGGAGCUAGAGCAGUACCGUCGGGAGCACCAGAACCAAUCGGCACUCAACUCGGCAGCCCCAUCGGACAGCGAGGACGCCCCGGUGGCUGGUGAGAACGACGAGGAAUGGUCGAAAUUCACCGCCCUCACCAGCGGCGUUGACUCGGUGCUCAAGAAAACUCAGGGUGACCUAGAUCGAAUCAAGAGUACCUCGUUCUUCCAGAAAGUUCCGACCAAGCUAGAGCAGGAAACGAAAGAGCGCGAGGAGCGCGAACGCCGCGAGCAACAACAUCGGGAGCAGGAGGCCGCAGCGGCCAAGGUCGACGAGCACAAGCGUGUCGCCCAGGAGCUAAUCAACGCGGUAGUCGAACUUUCGGAAUCGGAACCCAACUCGGAGGCGGAGGAGGACAUCUUCGACACCGGCUACAUCGAUGCCAUAGCCAGCGGGGAGCUACCGAUAGCGUACAUUCCCGAGUCGCCGGUUCUCGAGUCGUUCGAAGGGCCGGAUCCGUUCGACACUUCCUACGCGGAAAAGGUUAUCAAGGGACCGGAGGUUUCGAAGCGGGGCAAAAAGCUGGUUAGUAUCGGAUCGGCCGUUCAGGUACUUACCGGGCGCGUCGAGAGCGUCGGCACCGGCUCCAUCAAGAGCCGUCGGCAGCGGCGGGGACCACAGAAUCUGCUGCUUGAAAGCUUCGACGAGGGUGACCAGCAGCAGCAGAACGACGAUCUAGUGGACGGCAAGGAGGCGCCGGCCCAGACCGAAGAUAAGUCACAAAACCUUAGCUUGCUAGACGACUCGGCCGAUCUGCCAGUGGACGUUUCGAUUGACCUAAGCGUAUCGCUUCAUCUGAGUCUUCGGAAGCAACAGCAAGAAGCAGCAGCGGAAGAGCAGCAGCCGGCAGCGACUACUGAUGCCGAAGAGCUUAACUUAGACGAGUUUGACGAUCUGAAACUACGUCAACCAAUACUUGCACAGGGCGACGAUUUAGAGCUACUAACAGAGAGGCCUGAAGCACCGAAGAAACCGUCGAGACCACCGCCACCAAAUCUUCCGGUCGUCGAUCUUGAGCAGUUUGACGAGCCAGAGGUAGACGACCCAUUCGAUACCGGUUUCGUCGAGAAGCUACUGCCAGCGACCGCGGUUGAGGACGACGAGUUCGAUCCGCGGGCGGAAGAGGACGGCGCCGAACCCGGCGAGACUGAGUUUGCUCCCCGAGCCGACGAGACCAGCAACAAAACCGCGGACCUUUUCUUGGCCGAGGACGAGGGCGCAUCGCUUCGGGUGUGUCAGGUUCCGGAGACCCUCUCGAAGGAUCUCCUGUCCGGCAGCACCUCGGAUCUAGCGGGUCUCGGCCACACACCGCUCGAGUGUGUCUCGAGUGCGCGGCCGGCGGUUACCGACGGGGGUCCGGUGAGCUCGUUCGAUCCGUUCGACACGUCGGCGGUCGACUUUAUUGUCGCACCGGGCAAGACUGAGCUGAAGUUCCUCGAGGAGGAGCUGCUCACUGCGGACCGUGGCCUCAGCCACUCGCUCAGCGACCCAGACUUUGAUCCUCGCGCCGACAGCGAGCAGGCGGCAGCAGUGCAGGAGGACGCGCGCUUGGAGGAGGACUUCCAGUCGUUGGCCCAGCGCAAGUCAUCCCUAAGCCUGCACAUCAACGGUGCGGCUGCGAAUCGCAGCAAGUCGGUGGUGUUUGCCGUGGUGACGCCCGAUCUGCUGAAGAUCGACGGCGAGCACUCGAUCGCCAAGAAACCGCUGACACCGUACUACAACCGAGAGUCUUCGGUGCCGGACGUCGAAGCCGACCCGUUCGACACUUCGUUCGUCCCGCCGGUGGAGCCGACGAAGCUCGAGCUCACGCUACUCGAGCAGGAGCUGACCAAGCCCGAGCUGCGGCACAGUCUUUCCGAUCCGGAGUUCGAUCCACGGGCGUGUGGGUCUUCGGACGGUCCGGAGCCAGUCCUCGCCAGCUCCGAUUUGCUUGGCGUUAGUGAGCAGCACGACCAGAAGGUGCUGACACCGGCACCAGCAGCAGCAGCAGUUGAAAUCGAUCCAUUCGAUACCUCGAUCGCGGUGAACCUGCAACCCGGCCGGGCGGAGUUGAAGCUGCUGGAGGACGAACUUAUUCCAGCCACAGCCCGGGACGAGGGUCUGCUGUCGGACUUUCUCUCUGGCGGAGCGCAGGAGACAAGCGCGGUAUUUGUGAAGGUGCUUACGCCUCAGCCCAGCGGCGGCUCCAUUGACCUCUCUGGCGAGCAGCCCGAGGUCGAUCCGUUCGAUACUUCCUUCGCGGAGAACUUGGGCCCGGGCAAGACCGAGAUAAAGCUCCUCGAAGACGAGCUCAUCGACAACUAG